GCACUUUGGAGAAUUUGAGGCACUCAGCCCUGGCGGGGGGGCAGCGACCUCUUCCUGGGACUUAAAUGCUGGCGAGGAGCCAGAUCUGAGGGGCUGCAGUUGCACUUCGGUGGGCGUUCACUUUUCUUUUCCACCUGUACCCUUUAAGGGAGAAAAGACACUAUCCUGCAUACCAUCUAUAAUUUCAUACAUCAGUUUUAGAGAAUUAUUCCAAAGUCAUCAUGAUUGAAGACAAUAAAGAGAACAAAGACCAUUCUCUGGAAAGAGGAAGAGCAACUCUUAUUUUUUCCUUAAAGAAUGAAGUUGGAGGGCUUGUAAAAGCACUGAAGGUUUUCCAGGAGAAGCAUGUGAGCCUGUUACAUAUUGAGUCCCGAAAAUCGAAGAGAAGAAACUCAGAGUUUGAGAUUUUUGUUGACUGCGAUAUCAACAGGGAACAACUGAAUGAUAUUUUUCAUCUUUUGAAGUCUCAUACUAAUGUUCUCUCUGUGACUCCACCAGAUAAUUUUACUAUCAAGGAAGAUGGCAUGGAAAGUGUUCCUUGGUUUCCAAAGAAGGCUUCGGACCUAGACCAUUGUGCUAACAGAGUUCUGAUGUAUGGAUCUGAGCUAGAUGCGGACCACCCUGGUUUCAAAGACAAUGUCUACCGCAAAAGACGAAAGUAUUUUGCAGACUUGGCAAUGAACUAUAAACAUGGAGACCCCAUUCCCAAGGUUGAAUUCACUGAAGAGGAGGUUAAGACCUGGGGAACUGUAUUCCGGGAGCUCAAUAAACUCUAUCCAACCCAUGCCUGCAGAGAGUAUCUCAAAAACUUACCUUUGCUGUCCAAGUACUGUGGAUAUCGGGAAGACAAUAUCCCACAAUUGGAAGAUAUUUCAAAAUUUUUAAAAGAGCGCACAGGUUUUUCCAUUCGUCCUGUGGCUGGUUAUCUAUCGCCAAGAGAUUUCUUAUCAGGCUUAGCCUUUCGAGUUUUUCACUGCACUCAAUAUGUGAGGCACAGUUCAGAUCCUUUCUAUACACCAGAGCCGGAUACCUGCCAUGAACUCUUAGGUCAUGUUCCCCUUUUGGCUGAGCCUAGUUUUGCUCAAUUCUCCCAAGAAAUUGGCCUGGCUUCCCUUGGAGCUUCAGAGGAGGCUGUUCAAAAACUGGCAACGUGCUACUUCUUCACCGUGGAAUUUGGGCUGUGCAAGCAAGAUGGACAGCUAAGAGUCUUUGGUGCUGGCUUACUUUCUUCUGUCAGUGAACUCAAACAUGUGCUUUCUGGACAUGCCAAAGUAAAGCCUUUUGACCCCAAGACUACCUGCAAACAAGAAUGCCUCAUCACAACUUUUCAGGAUGUCUACUUUGUGUCUGAAAGCUUUGAAGAUGCAAAGGAGAAGAUGAGGGAAUUUACCAAAACAAUGAAGCGUCCAUUUGGAGUGAAAUAUAAUCCCUACACACGGAGCAUUCAGAUCCUGAAAGACACCAAAAGCAUAACUAGUGCCAUGAAUGAGCUGCGGCAUGAUCUCGAUGUUGUCAGUGAUGCCCUUUCUAAGGUCAGCAGGCAGCUCAGUAUCUGACAGUCUCCAGUCCUCAGAACACCAUCUGAGCUUCAAUUCAGAGGACAGCAAUGGCCAACUU
This is a messenger RNA of Ochotona princeps (American pika), 1617 nucleotides long. It is a transcript of the gene TPH1, whose product is annotated as tryptophan hydroxylase 1. Gene Ontology annotation, cellular component: neuron projection. Gene Ontology annotation, molecular function: iron ion binding; tryptophan 5-monooxygenase activity. The transcript is spliced from 11 exons. Gene Ontology annotation, biological process: aromatic amino acid metabolic process; serotonin biosynthetic process. Bases 222 to 1556 code for a protein of 444 amino acids. Lineage: Eukaryota; Metazoa; Chordata; Mammalia; Lagomorpha; Ochotonidae. The record is from RefSeq and is a predicted model, not a curated record.